AUGACAACCUUUUGGUUUAUUGAAGAAAAUCCGCAAGAACUGCCUUUGACGGGAGCGAGAAGAUCCGCGAGAACUGGCUUCGGACAGAAAAGAUCCGGCUUCGAACGGAGAAGAACCGGCUUUGACGGGAGCGAGGCGAGGGGAGCGAGACGAGAAGAUAUGGCUUCGAUGGCAGCGAGAGGAGAAGAUCCGGCUUCGAGGAGAACGAGAGGAGAAGAUCCGGCUUCGACGGGAGCGAGGGUAGAAGAUAUGGCUUCGACGACAGCGAGGGAGAAGAUCCGGCUUCAACGAGAGCGAGACGACAAGAUCCAGCUUCGACGAGAGACAGAGGACAAGAUCCGGCUUCGACGGGAGGGCGAGGAGGAAGAUACGGCUUCGAACAGGGAGGGGGGGCGCGGGAGAGGGAGGGAAAAAGGAAAAAGGCAAUGUCACGGGAGAGGCCAAGGUCACGGGUAG
Phalaenopsis equestris is the source of this 456-nucleotide messenger RNA. RefSeq lists its product as uncharacterized. The transcript has a single exon. NCBI's taxonomy places the organism in Eukaryota, Viridiplantae, Streptophyta, Magnoliopsida, Asparagales, Orchidaceae. The record is from RefSeq and is a predicted model, not a curated record. The coding region runs from base 1 to 456 and encodes 151 amino acids.